Telopea speciosissima is the source of this 923-nucleotide messenger RNA. RefSeq names its product proteasome subunit beta type-3-A. The coding region runs from base 114 to 728 and encodes 204 amino acids. The record is from RefSeq and is a predicted model, not a curated record. Gene Ontology annotation, biological process: proteasome-mediated ubiquitin-dependent protein catabolic process. The transcript is spliced from 7 exons. Lineage: Eukaryota; Viridiplantae; Streptophyta; Magnoliopsida; Proteales; Proteaceae. Gene Ontology annotation, cellular component: proteasome core complex, beta-subunit complex; proteasome core complex.
GGAGAAGCGUAAAGCAUUGCAGAGUAAAACGAUCCAACAUUUUUUUGCGUCCUUGGUUUCAUCUGCUCCUCCUUCGCUGAUUGUUCUCUGCGUUUCGUACUUAACUUCGUCCAAUGUCGAUUUUUGAGUAUAAUGGGAGUGCCCUUGUUGCAAUGGUGGGCAAGAACUGCUUUGCCAUUGCCGGUGAUCGGCGUCUUGGUGUGCAGCUUCAGACCAUUGCCACCGAUUUCCAGAGGAUUUCCAAGAUUCAUGACAAACUUUACAUCGGCCUUGCUGGGCUAGCCACAGAUGCACAAACUCUUUACCAGCGACUCGUCUUCCGUCACAAACUGUAUCAGCUUCGAGAAGAGAGGGAUAUGAAGCCAGAGACUUUUUCCAAUCUUGUUUCUGCUAUUCUAUACGAGAAAAGAUUUGGACCGUAUUUCUGCCAACCUGUGAUCGCUGGAUUGGGAGAUAAUGACAAGCCCUUUAUCUGCACAAUGGAUUCAAUUGGUGCAAAGGAGCUGGCCAAAGAUUUUGUUGUUGCUGGUACUGCAUCAGAGUCCCUCUAUGGUGCCUGUGAGUCAAUGUACAAGCCUGAUAUGGAACCAGAAGAACUAUUUGAGACCAUUUCUCAGGCACUGCUUGCCUCUGUGGAUCGUGACUGUCUGAGCGGAUGGGGUGGCCACGUCUUUGUUGUCACUUCAACAGAAGUUAUUGAGAGGACCCUGAAGGGAAGAAUGGACUGAUUUGGUUCUAUAAUGGGCACUAGUCAACCUUUCCAAGGUGAGCAUUGGAUUCACCCAGCCAAGUUUUCUUUAUGUGACUGUCUGGGAGGCCAUUCGAGCUCAGCAAUCAGACAUUAAAUUUGUAGUUUCAGCUGUCAAAGAAAACAAAAUUGAUUUCUUAUCUUUAAAUGACCAUUGAAGGAAGCAUGUUUUCUU